AGCAUGUCCACCAGUGCGGAGCCAAAUUCAAGAACAUUACUACGAUCCUGAGAGUGGUUCGGGAUACUUUGCAUGGUGGUUGAAGACCCUUCACAGAAAAACUGCUAAUAAAAACGGCGUCUUAGUUAUUAAUAAAAGUUGCCAAAAGUGGUGGACCAGGGGGAAAGGGUGGAUCCAGACGCUUCACCACUGACUGUGUUAUCAGACAAGGAUGUGGAAGCAGCUGCUGCUGUUUUGAGGCACUCUGCUACCAAAGACACUAUCCGCGAGAAGAUGAAAGAUUCCUUCAAUUAUUGUUUAAUGAUCAAAGAUGACAAGAAAACAGCAGAUUUCUUCUCAAUCUCCUUGCGGUUUCUUGGCAAACCACGACUGACUCCUGUUUGGUGAGGUUGCUGCCAACACAUUCUUGGAGAAGUGGCUCAUUAUUCUCAAAGAAAAAGUUGAGAAGUAAAGCCAUGGUCUGGCGCCCACCACAAAUGUGCAAUGCUGAGGCAACUGAUAACAUUGAGUAUGGCCGGCACAGUGACAUGUCUGCCAUCUUGCAACUGCUACAUUUGCUACCACCGUCUGCGCAAGGACGGAAGAGACGACGAUAUAUGUCUGCAUCUCAAGCUGUCAAUAACUUCAGCAAAUCCCUAAAGCCGACUGUCCACUCCGGUUGGAGAGGUGCCUUUCUCUGGCCGGUAAUUCUAGCCUUGUGCGGCAGACCUUUAAAUAUCUUCACUGAAGAGGCCUUUCCAGCAGCCACGUGGUGUAAGCUCGCAGGGAGCAGCUUGCAUUGAAUGGAGAACAUACUGGUCCUGCUCCCAAAACAUCGACAGGAUCACGGAGUCUACAGACAAGCGGCUGCAUGUGCCUCGCUGCAAUCCCUUUGCCCAAGAGCGCUUUCUCUCUGGGCUUUAAUGCUGACCGUCAAUCCCUGUCGACAAUUUUUAAUGGGAUAAGUUAUUGAGGCCGAUCAGGUUCAAAACCAGGUCAGGUGUUCCAGUCACUUCCUCAUCACAGUUGGUCAGAUUUAGUCUAUUCUACUUGUUUUUUUGGUCAAGACCAUCGUCUUUCAAAGGCUUCCGCAUGGUACUUUGGUCGAAAGAACAAGACAAACUGCCCGACAUCAACAUGUCCUCCGGGGCCGUUGAGGUGAAGAAGGAGGGGGGGCCCCUCGCUCCGGCCUUCCUCAACUCCAACUCCUCCGUCCACCCGGUGAUCCUCACUCAGGGACUCGAGGAAGGGAGCCCAGGGACCGGGGGCGACUUUGAGCUCAAAGAGGUGACGUCUUUCACAGAAAUGACCAACGAGAUGCCUGGGAACGAGGAGAGGUUGGAGAUAGUCGCGGUGAUGGACUGUCGGGCCAACGCCAAAGGUCAGCGGGAGGAGGAUGCUCUGUUGGAGAACGCCAGCCAGAGCAACGAGAGCGACGACAUCAGUAAUGAUCAAAACCCUGAACAGCCGGCACCCCUCAAAGAGACCUCCUUCACCAUUGGUCUCCAGGUGGUUUUUCCCUUCCUUUUGGCCGGGUUUGGAACAGCGGCGGCAGGAAUGGUGCUAGACAUUGUCCAGCACUGGACGGUGUUCACGGAGAUAUCCCAGGUGUUCAUCCUCGUCCCGGCACUGCUCGGGCUGAAGGGCAACCUGGAGAUGACGCUGGCCUCCAGACUGUCCACAGCGGCUAAUAUUGGUCAAAUGGACUCAAGCAAGGACAUGUGGAACAUGAUCAUGGGGAACUUAGCUCUCAUCCAGGUCCAGGCUACCGUGGUGGGGUUUCUGGCCUCCAUCGCCGCGGUGAUCUUCGGUUGGAUUCCAGAGGGUCAAUUCCGGCUGAACCACGCCGUGCUGCUCUGUGCCUCCAGUGUGGCCACGGCCUUCAUUGCUUCUCUGCUUCUAGGUCUCAUCAUGAUUGGUGUGAUCAUCGCCUCCAGGAAAGUUGGCAUCAACCCAGACAACGUGGCCACGCCCAUUGCUGCGAGCCUGGGAGACCUGAUCACCUUGUCCCUGCUGGCUGGCAUCUCUACAGGACUGUACAAGGAACUAGAUUACAACGACUAUGCCAAUCCGCUGGUGUGCGCCGUCUUUGUGGCGUUGUGUCCACUCUGGGUGCUGAUUGCCAGAAAGAUCCCCUCCACCAGAGAAGUGCUCUACUCUGGAUGGGAGCCGGUCAUCAUCGCCAUGGCCAUCAGCAGUGUCGGUGGUCUGAUUCUUGACAAGACCGUCACCGAUCCCAACUUCGCUGGUAUGGCGGUAUUCUCCCCAGUCAUCAACGGUGUGGGAGGUAACCUGGUCGCAGUUCAGGCCAGUCGAAUCUCCACCUACCUGCACAUGAAUGGUAUAGGUAUGGGUGAUCCGAACCCUAUGCCCAGGAACAAGUGCCCAACACCUUGCACCACCUUCUUCACCUCAACUGUGAACUCUCGUUCGGCGCGUGUGUUGUUCCUCCUGGUCGCCCCGGGUCACCUCGUCUUCCUCUACACCAUCAACUCACUAAAGGGGGGACAUACCACACUGACGCCCAUCUUCAUCUCCUUCUACCUGGCUGCUGCAAUGCUGCAGGUGAUCAUCCUCCUCUACCUAGCGGACUGGAUGGUCCACUGGAUGUGGGGCCGAGGGAUGGACCCCGACAACUUCUCCAUCCCCUACCUGACUGCACUUGGUGACCUGCUGGGAACGGGCUUCCUGGCCCUCUGCUUCCAUAUGCACUUCUUCAUCGGCGACAGAGACUCCAACUCGGGCAACUGACUGCAAAGAUCGCCCUUCUGGCACGGACAGCCAUGACCUCCACGCAAACAAGACGCCUCCUAUGAAAGGGCUAAUCCCUGGUAGGGUUCUGAUCCAAGACGUAGCGCUCUAACAGGUCAGUAGUUUACAUCUCCAUCACAAGUCAUGUUUCAAACGGGAAAUAUCCUUCAUUCAGCCCCACAGACUUCAUUUGUAUUCUUCUUGGUAACGGAGUCCUCUGCCUCUGUUAUUAUUUUGCUAUUGUAAAUGAUUAUUAUUGUUGGUGAAUAAUACAUUUGAUGUAAAUCGAUUCUAUUUUGAGAGGCUAUUCCUCAUUAUUUUCAAUGGGGACACUAGCCCUAUAUCCAUUUUUAAUAGUGCAACAAAUCCAAGAAAGAAAAAGAUUGCAAAAAAUAAAAAUAAACAUGCACAAGCCAAGAUUGCUUAAAUCACCAA
Molecule: messenger RNA, 3165 nt
Organism: Nerophis ophidion (straightnose pipefish)
Lineage: Eukaryota; Metazoa; Chordata; Actinopteri; Syngnathiformes; Syngnathidae
Gene: slc41a1
Product: solute carrier family 41 member 1
Exons: 16
Coding region: 1072-2730 (552 amino acids)
Biological process (GO): monoatomic cation transport
Cellular component (GO): plasma membrane
Molecular function (GO): monoatomic cation transmembrane transporter activity
Source: RefSeq, a predicted model, not a curated record